UGUGCCGUGCGGGGCGGGGCCGGGGCGGUGGCGGCCGGUGCAUCCCGCGCCCCCCCCCCCCCGCAGCGGCCGGCGCGGUGCCGCGGCCCCGGCAUGUCGCGGAAGAAAGCGGCUCGCAGCAAGGCGAGCGGCGCCGCGCCCUCCGCCGCGCUGCCCCCCGCACAGCAGGGCCGGGGCCGCGCCGCCGCCCCGCGGGGCUCCGCGCCGGCACCCGACCUGCCCCGCAACGGCGGCGCGGCGGCGGCCGGGCGGCCCUCGCUCAGCAGCAGCGGCGAGUUCUACGACCUCGCGUUCAAGGUGAUGCUGGUGGGCGACUCGGGGGUCGGCAAGACCUGCUUGUUGGUGCGCUUCAAGGACGGAGCUUUCCUCGCUGGCAGCUUCAUUUCCACGGUUGGAAUCGACUUCAGAAACAAGGUGCUGACGGUGGAUGGGGUGAAGGUGAAGCUGCAGAUCUGGGACACGGCGGGGCAGGAGCGCUUCCGCAGCGUCACACACGCCUACUACCGGGAUGCCCACGCCCUGCUCCUGCUCUACGAUGUCACCAACAAAGCAUCAUUUGACAACAUCCAGGCCUGGCUGACAGAGAUCCAUGAAUACGCACAGCAAGACGUGGUGCUCAUGCUACUGGGAAACAAGGUGGAUUCGGCCCAGGACAGAGUGGUGAAGAGGGAAGAUGGAGAAAAAUUAGCCAAGGAAUACGGAGUGCCCUUUAUGGAGACCAGUGCAAAAAGUGGCCUCAAUGUGGAGUUAGCGUUCACAGCCAUUGCAAAGGAACUGAAGCACAGAUCCAUGAAGCUGCCCAACGAGCCCAAAUUCAAGCUCCACGACUACGUGAAGAAGGAAGUGCGAGGCUCGGGCUGCUGCAGGUCCUAAUGCGCCCGGCGCCUGUGUACAGAGACUCAUGCCAAGUGUUCGUGCGCCGCGCUCUCCCUGUGGCCAGUGUGUGCAUGUCUGUCUGUCCUGUCUGUACCCGCCCGGGAGGUGAGCUGAGACACGGGGAGUGGAAGCAGCCGCAGGAAAAGCUCUCUGGGAUGAUGAGCCAUGUGCCAGGCGCUGCUUCCCGAGCCCCCAUCGCAUCCAUCCUGCUGCUUGUCCCGGUGUGGAUGGGAGGUGGGUGCUUGGGAAGGGACCGGGAUGAGUAAACCCGGUCGUCUCCAUCCCUUCAGCAGCAGCCAGGAGCUUCUUUGACGUUAGUAAGAAUCAUGGUGUGACCAAGGGGAACAAACACCUUCUCCCCACCGCCAUCCAGGUAGGAAAAGGUCCUGAAUUCCCUUUUCUUUCCCCGUGUACCUGGAAUUCCACUGUUCAGAGCCUGGCCUGGGGCACGCAGGAAAGACUUGUUUUGGAGGCAACUGUUUUUGUAGUUGCUUACGUCCGUCUGCCCAUCUUUCAUGUGGUGUUAACACAUGAUGGAAGUUUCUCCUCUGCCCUGCAGAAGAGCUUCACUGUCUGAGUAAGCUCUGAGUAAGCUCCUGCUCCCCUGUGUGUUGCACAGAGAUCUCCUGGGUGUCCCUCUGUUGGGUAAAGGCUUUGGUUCUCUCAUUCUGCCGUUUCUAGUACUUUAAUUGAGAAGAAAUCUAAUGUAUUGCAGCUUGUUCUAAAUGCCUUCAUGUGAGUGCGAUAGCGUUUUUAGACUGCAACAACGCUUUGAUAUCUUCAAAGUUCUCUUGGGACAGCUCUUUCUUUUAACGAAGCAAGCUGGGGGCAAUGCUGCAGGCCUGGGUUUUACAGGCUUCAGGCUCUCCCGCCAGCUCCCUUCAAUGGGCUCCUCACCCCUUGGGUCUGUGUCAGGCAUUUGGCUUUUUUUACUUAUAAAAAGCUGCAUUUCUAAGUCCGAAUUUGAAUUGAGAUGAAAAGUUUGGCCUUUGGCACUUCUCCUCUUUACAAAUUGCAUUUCCCUGCGCUGCCCUAAAUGAACCACGUGAAAUAACACAACCCGUCCUUCCCCAACACAACUCCAGCCACUCGCUGCUCGGAUGACCUCCAUCAACCUGUCCUACAUGAAGCUGCUGAUUUAUUGUGUCCCUUGCCCAUGGCAGGGGGUUGGAACUGGAUGAGCCUUAAGGUCCCUUCCAACCCAAACCAUUCCAUGGUUCAUCUUACAGCCACCUCCAUUCUCAUCCUGUCUAGCACAGCCCUGUCCCCAGUGCCCCUUGUUGCACAGACACAAAGCUACAGGGAGCCUGUAGGCAGUGGUAUUCAUCAUGCUCCCAUCAGGUUGCUGCCUUCCCUCUUCCUCGCAGGGCAGGAGAGCCUUGCAUCUAUCUUGCUGUCUUGAAGAAAGAGCUGACAGCUCUUAACUUCUUCAAUGUGGGACCAAAACCAGUUUAAAAACUCAUUUAAAUAAGGGAGAUGUAAAUUCUCUCCUUUGGAGUACUUUAACUAAGCCAGUUGGGAGCUAACUCUGCUACAGCAGGCACACCACAACUGUGUUUGAGUGAGCCCCCAGCUCUCCCAGUCGCAGGUUCCCGCUGUAGGACGGGUCUCCCCUGGGCUGGGGUUUGAUUUUCCACGGGCCAUUACUGCCACCAAGCGAUGAGGAAUCCAGGGCCGGGUGCGCUCCCCCAGCACAGCGCUCGGCCGCACACACAACUCCGCGUUCUGCUGCCUCUUGGUUACAGCUUCGGUUUCAUUCCUGUUAAUAAAGUUUUUUAAUAACC
This is a messenger RNA of Strigops habroptila (Kakapo), 2660 nucleotides long. RefSeq names its product RAB26, member RAS oncogene family (gene RAB26). Gene Ontology annotation, cellular component: endosome; Golgi apparatus. NCBI's taxonomy places the organism in Eukaryota, Metazoa, Chordata, Aves, Psittaciformes, Psittacidae. Gene Ontology annotation, molecular function: GTPase activity; GTP binding. The record is from RefSeq and is a predicted model, not a curated record. The coding region runs from base 94 to 873 and encodes 259 amino acids. The transcript has 9 exons.